Molecule: messenger RNA, 515 nt
Organism: Rhopalosiphum padi (bird cherry-oat aphid)
Lineage: Eukaryota; Metazoa; Arthropoda; Insecta; Hemiptera; Aphididae
Product: mucin-2-like
Exons: 2
Coding region: 60-302 (80 amino acids)
Source: RefSeq, a predicted model, not a curated record
GUUAGAUAUACUAGAUUAUAUUCAAUUAAUUUUUAACUAGUUAUCAAUUCAAAUCAAACAUGAAUUUUAAAUUUACCAUUACCAUGGCAAUUGUCAUCACCCUGAGUUUGUCUAAUUUAGGACAAGUCCGAGCCGAUGAGCCUGCAUCGACUGCACCUAGUUCAACUGCAACUUCAUCUCCAGCUUCAACUUCAGCUCCUCCAACUACUAGCGGUGGUGGUACUACCCAAUGUCCAAGUUAUCCUACAGGAUCUGGAGGAACAACUCCAACAUCAAGUACAGCAACAACAACUUCAUCAUAAUAAUAUUAAAUAUUUUUAUUAGCAAGUUCGGUGUAAACCAACAAUGAUUGAUCUUAUAUCCUUCCUGAUUACUUCAACGAAUGUACUAAUUGAAGAUGCAAAUACAGUUUUAUGCACACUUAGAUGUACUUAUAUAAUAUGUACUGCGUUAUUGUAACAUUGCACAUAAUAAUUAUAAAUGUUUUCAAAAAUUAAAAUAUUAAAUUGUUUUUA